Messenger RNA from Lodderomyces pseudojiufengensis, 555 nucleotides. RefSeq names its product ferroxidase (gene YFH1). Gene Ontology annotation, cellular component: mitochondrion. The record is from RefSeq and is a predicted model, not a curated record. Gene Ontology annotation, biological process: intracellular iron ion homeostasis; iron incorporation into metallo-sulfur cluster. The coding region runs from base 1 to 555 and encodes 184 amino acids. The transcript has a single exon. Lineage: Eukaryota; Fungi; Ascomycota; Pichiomycetes; Serinales; Debaryomycetaceae. Gene Ontology annotation, molecular function: ferroxidase activity; ferrous iron binding; ferric iron binding.
AUGUUUAGAAGUCUAAUAAAAGUUAGUUCUUUUCGAAGCUCCAAGCAUUUGAUAAAUUCAAAGUCAAUCAAAAAUUUUAGCCACACAUUCCAAAUAUUCAAUUACAACCUAAUAUAUCGCAAAAAUAUCAAUCAUGAAAACCUUUCAAAAAAUAUCAGUAAAAGAUUCUACUCAGUUAGUACUCAAGGAGAAAAUUUGGAAGGUAAAAUAGACAAAAUUCUGGAUUUAGAGUAUAAUAAUAUAUCAAAUGAAUAUCUUGAUAAUUUAGCAGAAUCUUUAGAAGAUUUGAAUGAAGAGUACGAACAAGUUGAUGCAGAACUUAGUCAUGGGGUUUUAACCUUACACUUACCACCUCAUGGAACCUAUGUGAUAAACAAACAACCACCAAAUAAACAAAUAUGGUUAAGUUCACCGGUAAGUGGGCCAAAAAGAUAUGAUUUAAUUGAAGGAAAAUGGAUCACUUUGAGAGAUGGAACUGCUUUAACUGAUUUAUUGGAAAAUGAAAUAUCUAGUGCAUUGAAUAUAGAAUAUAAAUUUAAAGACUUAAAUAAUUAA